Manihot esculenta (cassava) is the source of this 1983-nucleotide messenger RNA. RefSeq names its product class V chitinase CHIT5a. Gene Ontology annotation, cellular component: extracellular region. The coding region runs from base 310 to 1548 and encodes 412 amino acids. The transcript is spliced from 2 exons. Gene Ontology annotation, molecular function: chitinase activity; chitin binding. The record is from RefSeq and is a predicted model, not a curated record. Gene Ontology annotation, biological process: carbohydrate metabolic process; chitin catabolic process. Lineage: Eukaryota; Viridiplantae; Streptophyta; Magnoliopsida; Malpighiales; Euphorbiaceae.
UUUAUGGACCUAAACACAUCAACAUUGAAAGUAUCAAAGCCGUUUUUUUUUUCUGUUGGCAUUUUGGUCUCUCUUCAUUGGAUCCAUCUGUUGCGUCUCAUUCUCUACCUGUAAUAAAUGUCUUUCGAGUCUAACUUUGAAUGAAAUCUUCUAUGAAAAUAUAACCACAAGCCUCCAAAGCCGAACAGCAAAUGCAAAUAACUAAGCAAAAUUUUGUCUUUAUCAUCGUCCCUUUAUGCAUAUAUAUAUAUCUGCAUUACUUUCCAAAAUGCAAUCAUUCCAUGCCUCACUGUGUCUAUUCCAAAAGUCAUGUCACCUCUAUUUUUUUUAAUGCUUUACACUGUAAUCGCCAAUGGUGACUCCAUCUCUAUGUCUCCUGUCGCAUCUCCAUCUCCAUCACCAAGACCUCUUUUGAUUUCUCCUACGUCUCCUGCUUAUCCUCCCAUGGCUGAAGAUGAAAACAAUGCUCCUGCUCCUUCACCUUCAUACCCACCAGUUGAUAUUUCUCAAGGAAUCAAAGCAGCUUACUGGCCAUCAUUCAAUGGACUUGACCCUUCCUCCAUUGAUACAUCAUAUUUUACUCAUAUUUACUACGCUUUUCUUCCACUCGACCCUGUCUCCUUCAAGCUUAACGUUACACCAUUUCAUCAAGAAAUGAUACCGGAGUUCAUAGCCACCCUCCGUUCUCGAAACCCUCCUGCCAAAGUUCUGUUAUCCAUAGGAGGUGCUGAUCCAAACCAAACCUACUACUUCUCCAUAAUGUCGACGACCAAUCAAACACGUGCAGUUUUCAUCAACUCUACCAUUGAAGUUGGCAGGAAAUAUGGAUUUGAUGGUCUUGAUUUAGACUGGGAAUUUCCUGCUAACGAUCAAGAAAUGAUCAACUUUGCUUUGUUGCUUGAAGAAUGGCAACAAGCUUUAGUUGACGAAGCUGCAACUUCUGGGAAACCACAUCUUCUGCUAACUUCUGCAGUCUACUACUCUUCCAUGUUCACCACUUAUGGUGUUCCAAGAUCAUACCCAGUAAAGGCUAUGAAUAAUUUUCUUGAUUGGAUCAAUCCAAUGUGCUAUGAUUACCAUGGAUCAUGGCAGAACUUCACUGGCCCAAACGCUGCUCUAUUUGAUCCUUAUUCUAAUCUAAGUACUACCCAUGGUGUCGGGUCGUGGAUCGAAGCGGGUGUACCGCCCGAAAAGAUUGUAAUGGGGCUACCUUUAUACGGGCGGACAUGGAAACUGAAGGAUCCGAAUGUUAGUGGGAUUGGAGCAGAAGCUGUAGGAGUGGGACCUGGAGAUGGGGUUUUGAGUUAUAGCGAAAUUGUGGAAUUUAACAGUGAGAAUAAGGGAACAGUUUAUUUUGAUGGAGAAAGUGUGUCUUAUUAUUCUGUUGUCGGAGAUUCUUGGGUCGGGUACGAUGAUACCAUGUCCGUUUACUGGAAGAUCCGGUUUGCGAGAUCACAGGGCCUGGGUGGAUACUUCUUCUGGGCUAUUGGCCAGGACAAUGACUGGACUAUGUCUAGACUAGCGUCCAAUUCAUGGGAUUACAAAUAAAGGGAAUGGAAGAGAUUUGAAGGAGAAAAUAUUUUACCAUAUGAUUUAAUAAUUUUUUACAUGUUAUAAUUAUUUGUAAUUUUUUAUUAUUAUUAAUUUCAACUUUCAAGUUUUCUUUCCAAAUUAGCAUGAAUAGCUGAUUGAAGUAUUAACCUAGGCUUGGCCAGCCUCUAGAUUCCAUCCUCGACAUUUUUAGCCCAGCAACAGGAAUAUUCCACUCAGCUUGGCUGGAUUAAAAAAUAACAAAUUUGAAGUAAUGAACGUUGGAGUUGUGGUAGGAUUCGACAAUAAUGUAGGCCGGCCUGGCAUUUUAAUAUAUAUAUAUAUGCUUGAAUCCUUGGACUCGCAUUUUAAUUUUUAAUUCCAAAUCAGUGAUUUAAACAACAAGUGUGAUUGCCAACUAGUUUAUGUCACUAAUCAAAUUUAGCUUCUGAA